Ostreococcus lucimarinus CCE9901 is the source of this 984-nucleotide messenger RNA. RefSeq lists its product with no specific name. NCBI's taxonomy places the organism in Eukaryota, Viridiplantae, Chlorophyta, Mamiellophyceae, Mamiellales, Bathycoccaceae. The annotation marks the transcript as partial. The record is from RefSeq and is a predicted model, not a curated record. The transcript is spliced from 2 exons.
AAAGGCGUCGACUCCAUCUCUCUCGGCGGCUCGCACAACGUGGUGCUGUCCAGAGAUGGCACAAUCGUCACGUGGGGGCUCGCGAGCUCGGGCGAGCUCGGGCAUGUUGGAACGACUCCGAUCGAGGUAAACGUGCCGCGUUUUGUCACAGUGCGUAGCGCUGAAGACAAGAUCACGCAAAUCGCCACUGGGUUCAACCACACGCUCGCCGUCGAUCGCGCGGGUCGUUUGUUUGCAUGCGGCCGUGGACGUUCGGGGCAACUCGGUCUCGGAACUUUUCGCGACGGCGCGCCGUUCGCUCGCAUCGCAGCCUUACGCGGGAUGCGCGUGGUAAGCGCAGUUGCAGGUGGUGCGCAUAGCAUUUGCAUCACUUCCGACGGUAACGUUUGGUCGUGGGGUGAUUGCAGAUACGGACAGCUUGGUUUGGGCGAUCUCACGUUUGCCGCCGCGGCUGGAUGGAACAACGGCGUACCGUGGCCAUGUCUCGUUGAAUCGCUCAACGACAUGGAUGAACCCGUGGCGAGCAUGUCCGCCGGCGGCGCGCAUUCCAUCUUUGUCACCACUGGCGGCCGCAUGUACGUUUGCGGUCGCGGAAAGCACGGCGCGCUGGGUGUCGCCGAUGGUUCUAUUAUGGAAAAUCGCGUGCAGAAGUGCUCGUGUGGUACACGAUGUCGAGUCGCCGUCGCCGCCGCGGGCGCGACGCACUCGUGCGUACUCACUUCGUGCGGCGGCGUCUUUACGACGGGUGAAAACUCGUACGGUCAGCUCGGACACGGCGACAAAACCUCAACCUACGUCUUCACUCGCGUCGAAGCGUUGCGUGGGAAGACAGUCACCACCGUCUCCGCCGGUCACAACCACACCGGAGCCGUCGUGGAGAGCGCGGAAAAGGGCGAAAGUAGCUUGUACUUGUGGGGACGCGGCGACUGGGGACAGCUCGGUAACGGUGACUUGCGUUCAUGCACCAAGCCACAAGAGGUGAAA